Molecule: messenger RNA, 2940 nt
Organism: Sugiyamaella lignohabitans
Lineage: Eukaryota; Fungi; Ascomycota; Dipodascomycetes; Dipodascales; Trichomonascaceae
Gene: SFB3
Product: Sfb3p
Exons: 1
Coding region: 1-2940 (979 amino acids)
Biological process (GO): COPII-coated vesicle cargo loading; intracellular protein transport; endoplasmic reticulum to Golgi vesicle-mediated transport
Cellular component (GO): COPII vesicle coat; endoplasmic reticulum exit site
Molecular function (GO): SNARE binding; zinc ion binding
Source: RefSeq, a predicted model, not a curated record
AUGGAUAGAUAUUCUACUCAUACGCCUACCGGAAUGGUAGAUGCUGCGAUCCAUGGAGUGGAGCAUCUAAGUUUAGGACAAGAUCAAAAUCAGCCUCAAAAUAGCCAUCGUCAAAAUGAGACCACUAGUCCUCAACCUUUAGUCACUCAUCAUAAAAAAAAGCAUGCACACGCAUAUCACAAUUUAUAUGCUUCUGGUACGGUGAAUCCAGCUGAUAUGACGGGUGGGCCUGCUGGCAUACCGCAAUCUGAUCACGGUGGUCAAACAUACCCAGGUUCAGAUGUCCUUGGUCAUUCCAUAGCAAAUGCAGGUGAUAAUAGAAUCGCAAGCAGUGAUUUUAGUCUGUUCCCUGGUCAGAACUACUCAGAUCAAGCAAGUUUACGACCUGAUGUGUAUGCUGUCAGAACAGGUCAAGACACAAAUUCAUCAGAUGCCUACUCUCGUGCCCAAACAGAGCCACAAGUACAAUAUCAGUCUCAGCAUAAUGGAGGCGAAUCCAACUCGGUUUUAAAUGAAGGUAAAUCCAUUAGGUCUUUUAAAAAUGUCAAUGUGGUCCCGUCAGUAGUAGAAGAUCGUGAGUUUGCUCAACAAUUACUAGGACCCGAACCACUUUUUAAAACUUUUCAACAUCAUUCACCUCCACCAGCUGCAAUUGAUUAUGAUGUCCUAGACCAGGGUGUAUCUGGACCCAAUUUUGCAAGACUCACAAUGUACAAUGUACCAGCUACAGAUCAGCUGCGUGCAAAUACAAAAUUACCUUUAGGUAUGGUUGUUCGCCCGUUUGCUUCUUCUUCAGCCCCGGUGCCAGUUAGUGACUUUACAAGUUUUGAGCCUCCUAGGUGUAGACGGUGCAGGACAUAUAUUAAUCCGUCGAUGAUUUUCACCGAAGGCGGCACUAAGUUUGUGUGUAACAUGUGUCAAUUUGCAAAUUACGUGAGCGCCGACUAUUUCCAGCCCAUUGAUGCUUCGAAUAGAAGAAUCGAUUGGCAGGAUAGACCCGAAUUGGCCCUAGGUACUUACGAUAUUGCUGUGGCUGAAGAAUACUGGCCCCAAGAAGGAGUCAAGCCUUCAACAUUGAAGCAUCUGUUUUUAAUUGAUGUUUCACAAGAAUCAGUGAAAAAAGACAUUCCAAAAUUAACUGCUGAAGCUAUUAGGCGUUUAUUAUAUGGUAGGUACAACGAGUCUGAGGAAAGCUCGACUUCCAACGAUGAUACUGAACUAAAUAAUUUCCUUGUUCCACAGUCACUUCCAAAGGGAACACAAAUUGCCAUUGCGACAAUUGAUAAAGCAGUGCAUUUCUACAAUUUGAAUCCUGUUUUAGAACAACCGCAAAUGAUUGUGAUGAACGAUGUGUCAGACCCAUUUGUGCCUUUAGAGAUUGGGUUGUUCGUGGAUCCUGUGGAAUCUCAAAUUGUGAUUGAGCAGCUACUUGAUCAAAUUGACCUUCUUUUCGAGCAGAAUCAUAACUCAGAGGUGGCAUUUGGUGCUGGUUUGGAAGUAGGAUUGCGCGCUUUAGAAGCCACUGGUGGUAAGGUGACAGCUAGUUUGUGCUGUUUACCUACUGUGGGACCUGGCCACUUGUAUUAUAGGGAGACAUCCCGUAAAAAUUUGGAAUCUGAAAAAGAUUUAUACAAGGCUAGUUCACAGUAUUACAUUAACCUCGGAAAAAAGUACGCCAAAGCAGGGAUCGGGCUCGAACUGUUCAUGGUUCCAAAUACUUAUAUAGAUGUUGCUAAUGUCGGUGAAGUAGCACGGAGAUCUGGUGGACAUCUACAUUAUUUCCCCCACUUUGUGCCUGAGCGUGAUGGCAGAAGAUUUAUUGCAGAGAUGAUUCGUGCUAGCUCGUCUGAGAUUGGAUACCAAGCACAGCUCAAAGUCCGUUGCUCCAAUGGCCUUCAAGUUGCCGCGUAUUAUGGAAAUUUCCAUCAAGAAAGCGACGAUAUUCAAACCGAUCCGGUGUUUGGAAUUGUUGAUUCAAGGUCCACCAUCGGCGUCCUAUUUUCAUAUGAUGGCAAACUGGAUACUAAGCUCGACGCCCAUUUUCAAGCAGCAUUAUUGUACACUUCAGCAGAUGGUCAACGUCGAGUGAGAGUGACCAACAUUGUUACUGGUGUGACUGAGCAAUUCAAGCCAUUGAUGAAUUACGUGGAUAUUGAUAGCUGCAUGGGAAUAAUGUCUCGUGAAAUAAAUACCAGGAUAGUGGAUUCGCUGAAACCUCUGAAGGACAUCCGGCUUCAAUUGCAGGAUCGCAUUAUUGAGGUGUUUGCUCAGUACCGACGAUUCGCUGGCACCGGUCUUGCCCCAACACUAUUGCUAAUGCCAGUUUCAUUGCGUGGUUUCAUCAUAAACUGUUUGGCACUGCAAAAAUCCCGAAUUCUUCGUGAUAGCACACAUAUUUCUACUGAUUCACGCAUGAGUACUAUUUCACUUGUUAACAGUAUGGAUGCAGAUGAACUAUCAUUAUUCCUUUAUCCACGAAUCAUCGGACUCCACAAUCUCCGUCCAGAGGACUGUAGCUAUAACCAACAAGCAUUUAUAAUGCCCAUCAAUGUGCGUGCUUCAGUUUCGUAUCUAGAUGAAGGAGGUGCUUACUUGCUAUAUAAUGGUCAGUCACUGAUAAUGUGGCUUCAUCAGUUAGUAUCUCCGCUUCUCAUUCAGGAUUUGUUCGGUGCACAAGAUCUUAAUUCUAUCAACCCCUACAUGAAUGAACUGCCCGUUUUGUCUACAGAUAUAUCUAGACAAACUCGGGCAUUAGUCGAUUAUUUUGCUAAAAGGUCUAAACUCACAUUUUUAGGCAUUCAAAUUGCCAGACAGGGUCUUGAUGGUGCAGAGCUGGAAUUCAUGGCCCAACUUGUUGAGGACCGUAUUUUCGACUGUCAAAAGUAUUCCGAUUAUGUCACCUUUGUGCAUCGUCAAUCUCGUGCUGCCUUUGGUGAGUAA